AUGUCUGAUCAGGAGCGAAAAUCUGAUGCUGAGAAUAUACGUGCAUCAGAAGGAACUGACGGUGCAUUUGAGACUGUCACUGUUCCAGGUUCCACAGAAGAGCUUCAGGAGCCACAUCGACCUGAAGAGCAGCAGGACUCUGAACUAGAGUCGUUCGCUGAUGGCCGUGAGACGUGUGUGGAGUUUCAGAGUGAGCAGAGUGAGGAGAGCUACAUAAGCCUGGAAGAAGACAAUGAAGAAUCAUUCAGGGCAGAGAUUGUGUCACCCAGCCAAGUGUCCUAUACUUCAGCAAAUUAUGACAAGCAGUAUUUAACCACGUCAGAUAAUGCAGUGCAGCCAUCCACACCACAUCCCGAGGAGAACCUGCUCUUUCUGGAUAGAAUAAGGACUAUCAAGGAGUCUUUGAAAUUAUCAAGAGAAGAUUCUUCAGCAAUGGUGAAAGUUGUACUUCUUCCUGUGGCCCAGGAAAUUAUAAUGCCUUUUAAAGUCGAAACCAUGUUCAAACACCUCAAGGAUUAUUUUUCAGAGUUGUUAAAUGUUCCAUCCGAUGUGCUGCAGAUCACGGCUUCUGGAGCAAUUCUUAAAAAUAAUGAGACUCUGCUACAACAUGGAGUUAAGCCGCAGCACAUGAUGCAAGUAGAAAUCUCUUCGACAAAUCCAGAUCGGUAUCCAAUCACAAGAGUAGCUGGAGUCAGCAAUGGCUCUCGAGUCGUAACUGUCAAAGUAGAGACGGGUAUUGAUCAGUACCAGAAUGUAGCUGUUGAGAUUGUAACAUGUGACUUUCACAAACCGUUUCUUGGUGGAUUCAGACAUAAACUAACAGGAACGGAAUAUCACAAUGCUGGGACACAAACUGUACCUAAAAAGAUUCUUCAAAAACUUAAUGUAUUUUGUAGGGAUACCCAGACAGUUUAUGAGAGAAAAAAGCUCCAACAAACUACAAACACAACAUCCACACAGAUGACUAAAAUUGGUGUGUAUGUAUCAAAUAUGACGGAUAAACUGAUAAAACCAGGAAGAUAUUUUACGGCAGCUGAAUACCAUGCUCAAAGACUACAAGCGGUCCUAGUGUUACAGACUUACUACAGGAGAUGGCAUGCGAAAAUCGUGGUGGAGGAGCUGAGAAAACAGAAAAAGUUGAGGUUGCAGUGGGAGUUAGAAGAACAGCUGAGGAAGAUAAGAGAAAAAGAAGAUUGGAUGAAAAUGGACUAUUUCCGGAGACAUAAUCCUAAGACAAAAGAAGAUUUUGAACUGCUUUAUAAUGCACUAGAACUCUGGCAUCAGGAAGAACAGGCACGCAUUAGCCUAACUUUCACUGGAGCUGAAAGAAAAGCAGCUUUGUGUGAACUUCUGGAAAAAGAGACCCAGAUAAUUGCUUCCAUCGGGAGACACAGAUACAUCGCGGACGAGGAGAAUCGGGAAGCAUCGGUACAAGCUUUUCUGGAUAAGUGCUCAGCUCCAAAGACAUGGAGGACAAAUUUUGGCAAAAUAAUUGAGAUGGAUACUCAGUUCACCAUCAGAGCCAGAGAGCUGCAAAACAUCUAUAAAUGCAUUAUUCUGAAAAACCUUUCUCAAGAUGAGAGGCUGGAUGUACUCUUAACACUUAAGCACACUGUGAAGGAACAUGAAUGUAAACUGACUCAGGAAAUUCUAGAAUUGAUUGACAGAGAGGUUGACCUUAUGAUGAGAGGAGUUAAAUCUCAUAAUCUAGAAGGACUCAGGAAAAGAAUUACAACACUCUUUCUUCAUUACAUCAAAACACCUCUAUUUAAUCCUGAAGUUGCAAGACAUCUAAAGGUCCCUCAAGACCCACUGAAGUUUUAUAAGAAGAUUUACUUCUGCCACAGUUGCCAGCUCUACCUGCCUUCCACGGAAUUUUCUGUAUUGACCACCUCACAGCGCAUCUACCGGUGUCGCCACUGCUGCAACCUUGACAAUGAGACGCGAAAACGAGAGUCGUUUUUGAAGUACAGAUGUUUGCUACAGCGGCUCUACUUUUCAGAAGCUGAUUAUGAUGAUGAUUCUAAAAUUGCUUACCUGAUGCAGCUGCAGGAUAUUCAGUACCUGGUGGAGAACAUCUGGGCAUCCCAGUCAGUACUCAGUGCCUGGGACAAUCUCAAUGAUUUGGUCAUGGUCAGGUGGGAGAAGUCCUUGCAGUGGUCCCCCUGGAACUGCAUUCUCCUUACCAAAGACGAAGGCCUUGCUCAUCUCAAACUAUCAAGUAUAGAAGAGGGAUAUGAACCCUUGUUUAUUCACAAGAUCAAACACAAACAUAUCCUGGCUAAGAACUAUUUUUCUCAGAUUCCAGUGCUGGCUUCAUUCAUACUUGAUGACAAAGACAUGGACGAGAUCAGAAAGAAGCAUCACCCCAAAACAUCACCUAAGAUUAUCGAGUCCAAGAGGCCCUGCCCUUAG
This is a messenger RNA of Orycteropus afer afer, 2415 nucleotides long. RefSeq names its product IQ motif and ubiquitin domain containing (gene IQUB). Gene Ontology annotation, cellular component: motile cilium; acrosomal vesicle. Lineage: Eukaryota; Metazoa; Chordata; Mammalia; Tubulidentata; Orycteropodidae. Bases 1 to 2415 code for a protein of 804 amino acids. Gene Ontology annotation, biological process: cilium assembly. The transcript has 12 exons. The record is from RefSeq and is a predicted model, not a curated record. Gene Ontology annotation, molecular function: protein binding.